AUGGAAGACACUGUUAUAGAUUCUUACUUUGAAGUCACCCCACCAAACCAGUUCAGAUUCCUGGACUACUAUAGAUAUCGGCAGACGCAAAAUGAUUUCACCUCUUCUUUCCGGGUAGAGGCGGACAUACUUUGGCGUAACCUGGUGUCGCUGGCGAAUAGUGGCAACGACGAGGUUAAAACGGCUGCCAUCCGACUGCAAAAUUCCUUUAAGGCAUGGGCCGUCCUCUUUUUUCAGUUGCUAUUAACUGGCAGAUGGAAUCAUCGUCAAAAGUAUCCUGACGUUAAUGCUUUUUGGAGAACGAUUGAAGAUAAAAUGCAGCUUGACAUCGCAGAAACGGCUGCUGCUUGUAGGUUCAUACAUAAAGCUGCGGGCGUGGUAGAUACAGCGAUCACUAAUGUGGAAGAAAAAAUGAUAUCUAAUCGCAAGCGUAUGAGGCAUGGAAAGGUAAAGGCACCCAUCUACGAUCAAGUCGAGAAAGAAAUCAUUGUCAUUUCUGACGACAGUGGGAGCGACGAGUUCAAUUUGUUGAGCACAGAAGCAGACCAGGACAACGAAGCAGACGCUGAUAAUAUGCCAAGGACGCCAAGGACGCCAACAAAGAGACAUAAACGUGCAAAGACUCCGAUAUUAACACCAAACAAGCCGAUGAUAUCAAAAUCUAUGUAUGAUAAAUAUGCGGCCCACGUGGAUUGUGCUUUCCGUGCAACGCUCCACCAUGUUAAGGCAAACAACAAAACAAGUGUUUAUCAGGAGAUAAAAAACAAAGUAGAGAGAUGGAAUCGUCCCGUGCUGAUGGAGUCUACAGGUGCACGAGAAUGGAUACACGUCUUCAACACUGACCUUGAAGUGGAAGCCGGAGAAACUGAUGAAAUUGUUAUGUGA
Paraglomus brasilianum is the source of this 885-nucleotide messenger RNA. NCBI's taxonomy places the organism in Eukaryota, Fungi, Glomeromycota, Glomeromycetes, Paraglomerales, Paraglomeraceae. The record is from the annotation of a GenBank genome assembly.